This is a messenger RNA of Penicillium alfredii, 1026 nucleotides long. RefSeq lists its product as uncharacterized. Gene Ontology annotation, molecular function: NAD+ binding; histone deacetylase activity, NAD-dependent. Lineage: Eukaryota; Fungi; Ascomycota; Eurotiomycetes; Eurotiales; Aspergillaceae. The transcript has a single exon. Bases 1 to 1026 code for a protein of 341 amino acids. The record is from RefSeq and is a predicted model, not a curated record.
AUGACCAACCCCACAUCAUCAAUCGACACCAACAUCAACCCCGACAUCCAAAGCAUAGCCAACCGCAUCAAAAACGGAGAAGCCACCCGCAUUGUCGUCCUAACAGGCGCAGGAAUCAGCACGGGAGCAGGAAUCCCCGACUUCCGCUCCCCAAUCACCGGCCUAUACGACCGGCUCGCGCCACUGGGCCUGCCCUACCCCGAGGCAAUCUUCCACAUCAACUACUUCUCGCACACGCCCGAGCCCUUCUACGCGAUUGCGCGGGCGCGCCAUCCGAGGAACCUCAAACCAACCAUCUCGCACGCGUUCCUGGCGCUGCUAGCAAAGAAGGGUUUGCUUCAUUUCCUGUUUACUCAGAAUAUCGAUGGCCUUGAGCAGGAUGCCGGUGUGCCCAGUGACAAGGUGCUGUGGGCGCAUGGGAACUGGAAGAGUCAGCAUUGCUACAAGUGUAGUGCGCACUAUCCGGAUCACUUGAUGAAGAAGGCUAUCAUGUCCGGUGACGUACCUUACUGUCUGCAGUCUGGCUGUGAUGGGGCUGUCAAGCCUGAUGUUGUAUUCUUUGGGCAGUCUCUUCCGGCUGAAUUUGAGGAAAAGGAAAAGGAGGUUCCGGAUGCUGAUUUGAUGUUCGUUUUGGGGACGAGCUUGAAGGUGGCGCCGUGUUCGAGGCUGCCGGGCUUGGUCAAGGGAGGUACUCCUCGUGUUUUGAUUAACAUGGAGAAGGCUGGGGAUAUUGGGAAUCGCGGUGGAGAUGUGUGUAUUCUUGGGACCUGCGAUGAGGGCGUGCGCAAGUUGGCCGAUGCGUUGGGGUGGAGAGAUGAACUGGAGGGACUGUGGGCAGAUGCAGUGGCUGCUAAAGGGCACGACGAAGAGUUGGAGAGUGGUCCUAGCUUGGAUGAGUGCAUUGAGAAGUUGGCUGCACAGAUGAAGGACCGGAUGAAGGUGUCGGAUGGGCAUAAGCGCAUGUUAGAGAAUCAUUUGGGUAACAAGUUUGCAAAUAUACUUGCAAAAGGACCAGCGAGCAAAUAG